This is a messenger RNA of Marchantia polymorpha subsp. ruderalis, 3589 nucleotides long. NCBI's taxonomy places the organism in Eukaryota, Viridiplantae, Streptophyta, Marchantiopsida, Marchantiales, Marchantiaceae. The record is from the annotation of a GenBank genome assembly.
UCCAUCAUUUUCUCCCCUCCUGACGAAUGUAUCUGACGCCCUCUCCCUCUACGUUUCUUCUUUCUCUUUCUUUCUCUCUCUCCCUCUCUCCUCUCUCCUUUGUUCCACGACGGACGCGCUUGAACGACGGUUGAAUAUACGCAUUCUCUCUUGCGAACCUGUCCAUCUCUUUCUUUACUCAUCACGAUUGCCCUUAGUCGAAGUUAAUUGGAUCCACUGCCUCCUUCAUUACUUCCUGGUCGGGCGGUGCGGUGUGAAUCUGUCUUCUGCUGCCAUAUCCUCCCGUGCCUUCAGUACCUCGUACACUCGUAUUAUCUAGCUAAGGCCGACUGUUCAUUGAGUAAAAGGUUGCGCGCGAGGUAUAUGAUGUUUGUAGCAGGGAGCUUCUGCGUCCCGCUGGUUGUUCCUACAAAUGCCAUCUUGGUUCUGGUACAGGAGUUAUUGCGGAAGCGGUAAACUGGCCAAAUUGUGCUCUGAUUAUGUCGAACGAUGUGGUGGAUUCAGUUUGGUGACAUUGAAACAUUCACGUCAUAAAUGGAUUCUCUGUGGCCCCUCCCAGGGGAGUGUCGGCAGCUUCUGGACGGAAUGUUCUGGGAUCUGGAAUCACCUUCCGAUCGUGUUGCAAACUGUUUACCCCCUGGUCCGAAAAUAAAAUACACUUCCAAGGAUGUACCCUGGCCCUUGCCUGUGCGUCACUAUGAACGAUCGUAUGCUGGUGUUGUGAGUACGAGGUCGACAUUGGAUCCUCUCGGAAAUUUCAAAUUCUUCGUCUACUCUAUCCGCUUCAGUGUUGUCGACAUUGGUUCUGAUCCAAAUCAGAACUUGGCCUCUGACUUUGCCCUGAUCACUGCUGAAGGUUUGGAUGCCGAAGUAGCUCAAAUGUCGGUUAACCUGUAUCUGCCUUCUCAAGCGUGUGUAGUGGCCAACACCAAGGCUUGUGGGACUAUAGCGCUCACUGCCGAUCAGCUUGAUCUUACCAAACGCUUCAAUGCUUGGCUGUUCAAUGUCGUUCUGGGAAAGCCACCUUUUCCAGCUGGAUCUACACCAAAAUACAUCGAUAGUCCCAAAGGCUACUACAUUCUACCCUUGAUGGACAAAAUCGAACAUGUGGUGGACUUUGAUUGGACCGUUGUAGAAUCUGCCCUGAUCUCUGGUAUGAUCUACAGAAAAAAGGUGAAAUUCUUUGGCGGUUUUGCGAAGUUGGAAGCAGCAGAUAUCGACUGUGAUGUGACUGACUUGGAAGCAGGACAGUUGAUUUUGAGAAAUGGAAGAUUCUCAGAAGGAGAUCUGGACGAUGCCAUGAUCACAUGUGCCCACAAUGGCAUGCCUUGUUACGUCACUGCCAUAUCGGAGCAUUUAAACGGUUGGAGCUGCUUCCCCUCGAGUGAUAACAUCCGAAGCCUGUCCUAUGCAGACUACUAUGCUUCGAAGUGUGAAUACCAGUUGAGAUUCAAAGAUCAGCCCUUCUUGAAGGGCUGCCGACUGUUACGGGCGUCCAAUUACUUGAAACGUCAGGAACCCGAUGCAGCAAAGGGCAAAGACCUUCCGAAAUCAAACGAACGUUUGGAGCUGCCUCCAGAAAUUUGUUCCCUUCAUCUGGGGAUCAAAGGGCGUCUCUGUCGUGGUGCUAUGCGACUACCGUCUGUUUUGUACAGUCUUGAGAUGGCGUUGUUAGCUGCUGAGCUACGGGAUCGAAUUGGUUUACCUAUUUCAUGCUUCAAGGUGUUAGAAGCGUUGACAUCUCGAGCCUGCCAAGGUGACGUUUCAUACGAGGCCUUAGAGCUUCUAGGGGACAGUAUACUCAAGUUUACCGGGUGCACGUUUCUUUUCCUCAAGGAUAUUCUUCAAACUCAAGAUCAGCUUGGAGCCACUCUUUAUGAACUUGUUAGAAACAAGACACUCUUUUAUUGUGCUGUAGUCCGUGACUUGCCACGGUAUGUAUUUGUGGAGCCGUUCGCCCCAAGUUUGUGGAUCCCUCCUGGUCUGAUACGAUGUGAGAUGAACCAGACCUGCAUGUUGAAAGACAAAAGGCAGAGAUUUCUUCUCGUUUCUUGCAGGACACUAGCGGACAUUGUCGAGGCUUUGAUAGGAGCUUAUCUCAUGAACAGUGGUCUUGAUGUUGCUCUGAAAGCAAUGGCUUGGCUCAGUGUCCCAAUCAAAUUUCCUCCGACAUUGCCACAAGCCAUUAUAAGCAACCUUUUUGCAGAAGCAAGUUCUCUGGAUUUAUAUAAGCUGAUUGACGUGGAUAGGCUCGAGAGAAAGCUAGGCUACGUUUUCAAGAACAAGUGCCUUCUUGCUGGGGCCUUGAAUUACGAUUCACAAAAAUCUACCUGCAGUCUCCUUUUUCAGCGAUUAGAAUUUUUAGGGGAUGGGAUAUUUGACUUUGUCAUAACCCGUCACUUAGUGGGUACAUACCAGGAGUUGGACGAGGGCAAGUUGAGUGAAUUAAAACAAGCCAUAAGGAACAAUGAGAAUCUUGCUGCAGUGGCGGUGCGCCACCGCCUCCACCCAUACUUAUGGCAAGUUUCUCCAUCUCUCAAGAAGUCCAUUGCUGAGUUCGUGAGUUCGUACAUCUCAGAGGGGGGUAAAGCUUUUGGGCUGUCGAAUGUCUGCGCACCCAGGGCCCUUGGAGAUCUAUUGCAGACCAUUGCUUCCGUUGUGUUUCUGGACUCAGGAUUUGAUAUUGAACUAGUUUGGAAGAUCGUCAGACCGUUGCUUGAGCCUCUAGCUACUCCCCUUACGGUAACUUUGCAUCCAAUCAAACAGUUGGAAACUCUUUGUCUGCAACGAGGAUGGAAUCUGAGUAUUCACGUGAACUGUACGGAAGGGUUCGUACAGGCUCAAGUUAUAAUCAAUGAGCUGGUAAUGGGGAAUUCUCAAAGUGAGGAUAAGAAGGUGGCAAGAAGACUCGCGGCUACCAUGGCACUUCGUUUGAUUUCCCAUCCGACUACCAAUCUAGACUUAGCUGGAGAGAAGAGCCGCUGUCAAGUAUGACAUAGAAAUGUGAAGACAGUGGCUGGUCUGAGGGUAUGAUCAGCGAAACUGAGAUUGAGAAACGGCCCGGACUCUUACUGGAGACGGUAGUCCUGGAAGUGGAGUUCACGUCGAAGCAACCAACCACCUUGCCCACGACAAGGAAUGAUCAGAAGGAAAGAAUCUCUGAACUGAAUGCCAGCAACAGAGAUAAAACACUAAGGAUGUUCGGCCAAUUUGGCACUGUGCUCGCUGAUCUUGGUCCCUUGCCUCCCAAAGUCUGGAAAUGACAACGGGUAUGAUGGGAGCUAUGAACUAUACCCACCUCUCGUAUAGCACAAGAGUAUAUGCUGGAAUAGUUCUGCCUCUUUUCCCUCCUCUCUCUUAUAGACGGUUGAUGCUCAGAAGAAACAGUCAACAAAUGUCGCUGGUCUGUAUCCCUAACUGUGUACAUGUAGAAAAGAGUCAUCUACCUACCACUACUCCCCUCAAAAGCAUACACGAGGGGAAUAAUCGAUAGAAUCAUGAGUUGCAAUUUUGGUCUCACUCCGAUCGGGAGCACAGUGGGACAUGUAACGAGAAGUUUUGAUCACGAUGUGAGUAAAAUAUUAGCCGC